GCGAGGCGUUUUGUCGGGACUUUCAGGUAGCCAGCAUCGAGAAAGACCCAUAAAAAUCCCCAUGGGUGGCCGACGAGCCCCAAAUUUCGUCUUUCCCGACUCGACAACUCGGGACUUCUCGUACUCGGGUACCGAUUCCAAGAUCCCAGAUGGCAAAGGCGGCCGGCAUUUUGGUAGUGCUAGGCAGUCGACGCCAGAAAUUUGAAGAAGUUGGAAUUCCAGAGCAGCUACGCGAAAAUGAGUACUGAAUUUUUAACGGGUUUUAUCGAAUUAUACAGGCGGAGAACUUGCCUGUGGAAGGUGAAGAGCCCGGAAUAUUCCAACAGGCGCCUUAAAAAUAACGCCUAUGAGGAACUUGUGAAAUAUUGCAACCGAAAAUUGGUGAAUGAGGUGGUGGAUGUAAAGUGGGUAAAACGAAAAAUUAAGACACUGCGGAAUGCAUUUAGGAAGGAGUACAGAAAAGUAGAGGAUUCCAAACAGUCAGGUCAAGAUGCAAUUUACGAAUCAAAUUUAUGGUACUUUGAUCUGCUGCUCUUUACAAAAAAUCAGGAAGAACCCAUAGAAGGAACUGACACAAUGAACGAAGAACCCAUAGAAGGAAUUGACACAAUAAACGAAGAACAGAGUAUACAGCCUCAACAGAUUGAUGAAAUCGCUUCGCUAACACAGGAUUCAAGUGAAACGAACGAAGAAAAUGAACAAGAAACAACAAAUACAGAAAGACAGACAGAAAAUGGCUUUGUUCCGAAAAAACGAAGAAUAGAUCCAGCGUUCGAGGUAGAAGCUGCUCAAAAACGGUUGACCGAGAGUUUUAAAACAUUAAACGACAUCAUGCUGACUAAACAAGAUGAUUUAGAAAAUGAAUGCGUUCUAUACACUAAACUCUUAGCUACAAAAUUAAGAAGAUAUCCUGUGAAACAGAGGCAAAGAAUUAUGUAUCAAAUAGAUGGCCUCCUUCUAGAUAAUCCUCCUGAAUCUUGCACAUCCAUUGCUUCUUUCCUGCCUUCAUCCCAAAAUUACCCUGUCUACCCAAACCCACCUUCUCCUACCUAUUCCAAUUCAAGGCAUUGCCAGCCCUCUCCUGACUAUUCACACGAUUCCAAACCUUCUCGUCAUCAAUAAGAGCUUAUGCAUCAAUAAGAGAGAAAGCUGGGGGGCAGCUUUCUCCACCUCAUACACCCAUCAUAAAGCCACCU
Messenger RNA from Coccinella septempunctata (seven-spotted ladybird), 1196 nucleotides. RefSeq lists its product as uncharacterized. The transcript has 2 exons. Lineage: Eukaryota; Metazoa; Arthropoda; Insecta; Coleoptera; Coccinellidae. The coding region runs from base 238 to 1122 and encodes 294 amino acids. The record is from RefSeq and is a predicted model, not a curated record.